Darwinula stevensoni is the source of this 180-nucleotide messenger RNA. The record is from the annotation of a GenBank genome assembly. Lineage: Eukaryota; Metazoa; Arthropoda; Ostracoda; Podocopida; Darwinulidae.
GAAAGCCGUCCGAGCGACCCUGGUCCUCGUCCCCCUGUUCGGCCUCCACUACCUCCUCACCAUCUACAGACCGCCGAGGAGCGCCUGCAAGUGGGUCGAGUACUACCAGUACUUGAACGACGUGCUGGACGGGAUCCAGGGUUUCCUCGUCGCCAUCAUCUUCUGCUACCUCAACGGGGA